Messenger RNA from Pygocentrus nattereri (red-bellied piranha), 1893 nucleotides. RefSeq names its product neuropeptide VF precursor (gene npvf). Gene Ontology annotation, biological process: neuropeptide signaling pathway; negative regulation of gonadotropin secretion. NCBI's taxonomy places the organism in Eukaryota, Metazoa, Chordata, Actinopteri, Characiformes, Serrasalmidae. The transcript is spliced from 3 exons. Gene Ontology annotation, molecular function: signaling receptor binding. The coding region runs from base 1 to 606 and encodes 201 amino acids. The record is from RefSeq and is a predicted model, not a curated record.
AUGCCUUGCUCUACGCUUUCUCUAACACUAGGCAUCCUGAGUAGUUUGCUGUUCCAGGAUGUUGGUGCUGUCAGGCUGCCACUCACUGGCGACGACGACUCCAACAGAAUCAUAAACGGAAUAUUUUCAGAGAACAGUCAAGAUAUUCCACGGAGUUUAGAAAUGGAGGAGUUCGCUUUCAAUGUGGUCCCAACCAGUGGCAGAGCAAGUUCACCCACAAUUCUGCGACUGCACCCAAUAUCAGCCAAACCAUCACACCUGCACGCCAACCUGCCACUCCGCUUCGGCCGGGAAGCAUACAUCGAGCGAACACCCAAAUCAUCCAUCAAUCUUCCACAGAGGUUUGGCCGCUCUCAGGAGGGUGACCUGACCUCCGGGCAGCAGUGUAACGAGUGCCGGAGGGCUGAGUCCCCACCCUCUGCCACAUUGCCACAGAGGUUUGGACGACGGAACAUAUUUGUUGAGGACCCUUUUCGUGCACUGGCCAUAUUCACACGCACCCUUGAAUCACCUUUUCCUAGAGACAGGACAGAAGACUAUGACUACAUGCUUGAAACGAUACAAGAGGACGACAAAGCUUUAAAGAGCAAAAAAUACAUUGACUAAGACUAACAACACACAACAUGUUCCUGCAAAAUGUGUGUGCCUGUUUCAUUCAUUUUCUUACUCGCUGCAUGUAUUUGCAUCUAUACUUGUGUGCUUGUAAUCUGCUGUGAGAUUAGCCGUCUGUGUGAACAUAUAUUUAGUACAUCUUUUUUUCCUGAGCAGCUUUCAGCACCAAGGACAAUUUAAUGUGUCCUAAUAACAACUAUAUUAUACAUAUUAACAGUAAUAAUAACAACAAAUCAGUAAAUAGAAAUAAUAACAAAAUGUAAAUAAAACUAAAUGUGUAAAGCUUGUCUUUGUGCAUAAAUGGGGACAGAAACAUUUAUUAGUGAAGUUCUGCAAACUAAAAGAUCUUUGGUGAAGGUUCAGAGCUUUUCUCUUUUAUACUGUUCGACCAUCACAUGUAACAGUAAUUCAGCGAAAACGUUAACACAUCCUCUACAGAGAACCCACUUCUGUACAUUUUAAUAUACCAUUAUCGUUUAUUUGCUGAAUUUAGCACAUUAGAAUAAGAACCCAUAAAAUGUGGUCUGUGCAAAAGUUAUAACAUUUUAUAUUUAAUGUUUUGUUUUUUUCCCAAAAUAUAAAGAUCAGAAAUGGUGCAUUAACACAUUAAAAUGUGCAGAAACAUACUAAGUAAUAUGCAAGUGUGUUUCCUGUGCAGGGAGCAUUAACAUAGUUUCCCUUAAAAAAAAUCAGCAAAGCAGAAUGAGACUCUGUGUGUUCACACUUUUGUAUUUAACUGUACAAAGGUGACAUUCAGGCCUGGGCCCAGACAAUUUAAAGGGCAGAGGCUCUACAAAAAAACUCAUUUACACCAUAUGGCAGAUGCUCUUACCCAGAGAUAUAAUGUAAUCCUAUGUCUCAUCCAAGACAGACAUAGACAGCUAAUAUCACUAUUGCUAGAUAUUUGUUAAACGUUUUAGCAGGACCAGAUAGAUAAAUAGACAUGACCAAUAUUUCAAUACGCAUUUACUAUGUACCAGAAGUGGUUGGAUAGUGUAGUGGUUAACACCUCUGCCUUCUACACUGUAGACUGGGUUCGAUCCCCACCAGGGUAAGCACCCUACACUAUACCAAUAAGAGUCCUUGGGCAAGGCUCCUAACACCACCUUGGCCUGCCUAUGUAAAAUGAUCAAAUUGUAAGUCGCUCUGGAUAAGAGCAUCAGCCAAAUGCCGUGAAUGUAAAUGCAGAACAGCAAAAUGUUUGUGACAGUGGUUACUGUGCUAAAAAGUCUGCAUUUGACUUAUUUUACUACAUCCUCUACAGUUGUAAUGCUCUACAAA